AUGUCGUGUACAGAGCCCUGUUCGUGUCUGCGCGGUAUAGAUUAUUAUGGGGUAUUAUCGCUAAAAAAAAAUUGCGACGAUUUGGAGAUAAAAGCAGCAUUUCGGCGUUUGGCGAUACGAUACAAUCCCAUACGGGCAAAGGAUGAAAGUUUGUGGCCCAUAUUCUCGUUGGUGGCUGAAGCAUACGAUGUGCUUUCGGAUCCUCUUAAACGAGCCAUAUACGAUCAGUUCGGCGAGGAAGGCCUUAAAAAUGGCGUGCCCGGUGUCGAAGGAUUUAUCCAACCGUACAUCUAUCAUGGUGAACCAAUGAGAACGUACAGGGAAUUCUUCGGUACGGAGAGUCCUUAUGCUGAUCUGUUCCAUGUACUAACACAACCUCCUUCCGUGCUCGAAUUUCCCGAGGGGCGGGGUUUAAAACGCAAGGAAGAGCCUCUGAUAAAAACCUUGUAUCUAACCCUACUGGAGGUUCUUCUUGGAGGCAUUAAAAAGAUGAAAAUACAACGAUUAGUUUUGGUAGGGGAUGAAAAAUCUACGACGGUGACGAAAGAGAAAAUUUUAACGAUACCUAUUAAACCGGGUAUGCCGACAGGAACGAGGAUUAUAUUCCCGGAAGAAGGCGAUCAAGGACCUACGAAGAUUCCUGGUAAAUUGUUACAUCAGUUAACUUGUAAAAGAUAUUGA
This is a messenger RNA of Megachile rotundata (alfalfa leafcutting bee), 681 nucleotides long. RefSeq names its product dnaJ homolog subfamily B member 13. Gene Ontology annotation, cellular component: cytosol. NCBI's taxonomy places the organism in Eukaryota, Metazoa, Arthropoda, Insecta, Hymenoptera, Megachilidae. The record is from RefSeq and is a predicted model, not a curated record. Gene Ontology annotation, molecular function: protein-folding chaperone binding.